CACUCUCUUUCCGACACUAAAUCGUCAAGCUCCACGAAGCGAAAGAGUCGAAUACAAACCGGUGGGCACGAAACUCAAAACCCAAGCACAGUCGUUGUUGUUGCUGGUCAAUAACACGACCUGAAAACUAUAACUGUUGAUCAGUUCCCACUACAAAACGCCAAAAUCAUAAAUACUUCGCCGUAAAGCUCGAAAAUUUUUCUUAAACUACAAUGAUGAUCACCAUGACCGACGCAUUGGAUAGCCUUGCUCAAGUCGCUACCGACCAACUUUUUGCGUUUGAUACAGCAAGUUUCUUUACGCCACAACUUGCUCGACAAGUUCCUCUUAGUAGUGACGACUUUGUCACUGGCAUGGAUGAGCCAACGAAUAUCUUUGGUGAGCCGAUAGAUUUCCACGACACAGGAGAUCUAGACUUCGGUGCUGUUCCCGAUGUCAAACAAGAGGGAGGUUUGCAGAAAGGAUGCCAACAGCGUCUGGCUCACUUUAAAGGGCCCAGCCUUCAUGACUUUGGGUCAGCUCCUACAAUCUCCACUCCACCACCUAGCGGACAAGCAUCGCCUUACAGCUCUCCUGUACACAACUGGUGGAUUCCUGAUCGCACGAUACUCACUCCACUGAUCAGUCAAUCCGCCAGCUCAUGGAACCCUGCUCUACUUCAAGACAGCAAAAUCCCUGUUUCUCAAGCACAAAUCCCGGAGCAGAAACUCUGCCAGCAGCCAGCUGUAACGUGUGAUAGCCUCACUCAGAGCAGCAACCCUCUGAUCAAGUCUCAGGCAACCAUUGCUCAACGCCCCUCUUCACAGCCACAAACUUCCAGCAGCGGGCCUAUGUUUAUGGAGGCAACUGCCACGCUCAAUAUGAAGUGGCCUAUUCUGGGAAGCAGCAAUGUGUACCAAAACAACUUGCAAUCAGAUACAUCCGUGCUGGACAAGUUGUUCUUGCAGAGCAGUGGAAACAUGGACUUUUUGUCUACCCCCACUGCUCCUUCAAAGCCUCCACAACGCGGUCGUCCAGCCAAGGGCGGAAGUGCUAUACUGAAGGCAAAGCGCAGUAACCCAACCGAUAGCCGCUCACGCACCCCACCCAGCGAGAGGCCAUAUGCCUGCCCAGUGGAGACCUGCCCAAGGCGCUUUUCACGCUCUGAUGAGCUGACCCGUCACAUGCGUACACACACUGGUCAAAAGCCUUUCCAGUGCCGCAUCUGUAUGAGAAACUUCUCACGCUCUGAUCAUCUUACUACCCACAUCCGCACUCACACAGGUGAAAAGCCAUUCGCAUGUGAAACCUGUGGACGUCGAUUUGCAAGAUCAGAUGAGCGGAGGCGCCACAUGAAGAUCCACUUGCGGGAACAAGCAAAGAAAGAGGAGGAAGCAAGAAAAGCUAUAGCUGCACAGCAAAACGACAGCAUUUCACCACUGCAGGGACGUUCUCCACAAGCUACACCGCCACCAAUGCACCUUCCUGUCACAACUGUCAGUCCAUUCUAGACAGAAGGAAAAAAAUGUAUUGAACAUUUAUCAAAGACAGUGCGGGCACUACAAGACAUUAUAAACUCUUAGUGCAGGCACUAAAGAGCAUUUAUAUGAGACUUUAAAAUAUUUCAAAUAUGUAUUAUAUUGACUCUAAGGGCUAGACCCCAAGUUGCAUCAUACAUGAAUUUAUUUAAUAAGUUAAAUAGUAUGUAUGUUAAAGUUACAUCUAGGCUGGUCCUAUGUACAUAGUUUUCUCAAACCAUUGCUGGUGUGCAGGUCUACCAGUGAUGUUCAAAAAGGAUGAAAGACCUAUUUUCAUAUUGAGAUGUCCAUGUGACUUCGGUGAGACUAUUUCAAUUAACACUAUUUUGUGUAAAAAUUAAUAAAAAGGAAUAGCAACUUCUCUGAGAAAGGAACAGAUUGUUAAGGCAUUCUUUAUAGUCUAGGAAGACAAAGACUAUAAAUUUUUAAUAAAUUUGAACAAAUGGGUGAAACCCUUUUAAAACAUGUACAUUUUUUAGGACUACGAAUCUGGUUCCUUUGUCAAAGAAUUCAAACCGAAAUUGAAACAAAAUCAUUAAUUCUGGAUGUCAUGCUGGACAUGAACAUUGCAUCAGUGCAGGAAACUGAAUAUUAAAAAAAUGUUAAAUUCA
Molecule: messenger RNA, 2128 nt
Organism: Nematostella vectensis (starlet sea anemone)
Lineage: Eukaryota; Metazoa; Cnidaria; Anthozoa; Actiniaria; Edwardsiidae
Product: early growth response protein 1-B
Exons: 2
Coding region: 213-1490 (425 amino acids)
Biological process (GO): regulation of transcription by RNA polymerase II
Cellular component (GO): nucleus
Molecular function (GO): DNA-binding transcription factor activity, RNA polymerase II-specific; RNA polymerase II cis-regulatory region sequence-specific DNA binding
Source: RefSeq, a predicted model, not a curated record